Anarrhichthys ocellatus (wolf-eel) is the source of this 1099-nucleotide messenger RNA. RefSeq names its product apolipoprotein A-IV-like. NCBI's taxonomy places the organism in Eukaryota, Metazoa, Chordata, Actinopteri, Perciformes, Anarhichadidae. The transcript has 4 exons. The coding region runs from base 66 to 833 and encodes 255 amino acids. The record is from RefSeq and is a predicted model, not a curated record. Gene Ontology annotation, cellular component: chylomicron; low-density lipoprotein particle; extracellular vesicle. Gene Ontology annotation, molecular function: phospholipid binding; phosphatidylcholine-sterol O-acyltransferase activator activity; cholesterol transfer activity. Gene Ontology annotation, biological process: phospholipid efflux; cholesterol efflux; cholesterol metabolic process.
UCAGCUGAGCACAAGCACUGCCAAGAGGACUUGCAGAUACACUCGCAAACUCAGGUCUAAGAGCCAUGAAGGUCCUUGCUGUGCUCGUCCUAGCCGUUUUCGGUGGCUGUCAUGCCAAUAUUUUCUAUGCUGAUGCACCCAAGCCACAGCUGGAUGUGCUGACUGAUGCCUUCUGGGACUAUGUUGCCAAGGCCACCCAGACAGCUGAUGAAACCCUCCAGAUGAUCAGGAAAUCUCAGCUCGGACAGGAUGUCAAUGCCCGUCUGACAGAGAGUGCUGAUGUGGCCAGCAAGUAUGCAGUCACCCUGCAGGAGCAGCUUCCCCCUGCAGCCCAGGACCUGAUCACCAAAGUUACCACAGAGGCCGAUGUGCUGAGAGAGCGUGUGGACCAGGAGCUGAGCACUGUCAGGGAAAAGCUGGAGCCCUACACCGAGGACAUGAAAGCCAAGAUCCAGCAGAGAGUGGAGCAGCUCAAACAGGAGCUUGCCCCCUUCGCAGAAUCCAUGGACAUUGACGCCCUGAGGACCACCCUGAUGCAGAAGAGUGAGGAGCUUAAGACCAACUUGGAGCAGAGUGUGAAGGAUCUGCAGGCUCAGUUGGGGCCUUACACCGAUGACCUGAAGCUGAAGGUGGACGAGCACCUGCAGAACUUCAAGGAGAGUGUGGCGCCCGCGACGGAGAAGGUCCAAAGUGAGCUGACUCAGAGAGCCCAGCAGGUGAAAGAACUGGCCGCCCCCUACGUUGAUGAGCUGAGGGAAAGGCUGGACCCCUAUGCCCAGGACCUUCAGGCCCAGCUCACCACCCUCUACGAGUCCUUUACCAAAGCCAACUAAGUCAACCUCCACCCCAAGUCAACCUCCACCCCAUGUUAAACAGAAAAAAGGCAUCUAAAGAACACAAUUCUCAGAUCCAAAGACCAUGUUCAUGUUUUAAUAAUAUGAACAUGUUAUUCACUAGUAUUGAAAGUUGAAAUUGUCUUAAACUAUACAUAUUUAAAGUAUUAAACGAAAAGAUAAAUUAUAAAUAUUGAGAGUUAUCUGUGACCAGACACAUGUGUUCUCUUUCUAUAUUAUGAAAAUAAAGGCAAAACAAAAACUCA